UGAAGUGAGUUUGGAGAAAAUAGAAGAGCUUCUCCACCAAAGGAGUAUUGUUGGUUGGCAAGAAAACAUAAUCCAAAACUCUCUUGCCCCCGCUGUUUGUUGGAUUAAGCUCAAGGAUGAAGACGGGAGUGUCAUCAUUUGUGACACAGGACGAGUUUAACUUGUUCCAUUCGAUAGAUCGAUCGCUUUAUACCGUCCUUGUGAUCAACCUCUUUCGAGACCCCACCGAGUCCAUGAGAGUUAUUGCCAUGUUCCUCUGGUUGGAGCAUAAGGGCUUUAGGUACUGCGUGAAGAAAAUAUUGUCUUUCCCUCAUGUCUUGAUAAACGAGAUCGCCGAAGAAGCCGUAACUUGCCUUAACAUCAUCGACAACAAGAAUCAAUCAUGUAUUGCAUCCUCAUCCUCUGGAAUUAGCGACAUCCCCGUGAUGCAAAGUAUCCUAAGUCAAGAACUUUCACCCCGUUUCUUUCAUGAGAAUCGGGUUAGCGCCUCUGAGGGGAUAGCCAGGAUCAACAAUAGCGUUUGUAUGCGAGCACUGAGUGAUAUCAUGGAGAAAGCCGUUGCAAGCAAAGCCUCGAGGGACUCCUCGAUCGACGACAGAACAUUAUUCAUUACGUUUUCUAAGGGCUAUCCAGUACAGGAAUGGGAAAUUAGAGACUUCUUUACUAAAACUAACGGGAACUGUGUGGAGUCGGUGUACAUGCAAGAAGUGAAACCAAAUGAGCAGUCUUUGUUUGCUCGAAUUGUGUUCCGCACAGCUUCUUCUGUUGGUCACAUAUUGAACGGGACGAGUAGAGCGAAAUUUACCAUUAACGGGAAACAUGCCUGGGCUAGGAAGUAUGUACCAAAGCGGUCGAAAGUGCAACAUUCAACUACUAAUAAUUUGCCAUCACAAUUUCCUUACAUUGUAUGAUAUGAGAGUGUUCUAUUAAUCUUGAGAUGCUGAAAAUGAGCUAUCUUUGAUCAAUAAAUAAAGUU
Punica granatum (pomegranate) is the source of this 976-nucleotide messenger RNA. The record is from RefSeq and is a predicted model, not a curated record. NCBI's taxonomy places the organism in Eukaryota, Viridiplantae, Streptophyta, Magnoliopsida, Myrtales, Lythraceae.